AGUGUGUGAUGUUGAUGUGACGCAACAACGAUCAGCUGGUUUUGUUUUGCUUCAUUCUCUGUGCUCCGCUUGAAGUCGUAAAUGUACAAAAAACUAGCGUUUUAAUUCAUUAAUGUGAGGCGGAAGAACAGUCGAAGCGUUGGAGUGUAUUCGUCGUCCACUAUACUCGGACCAUCCAGUUUUUCCUCAGUAGGUCUCCGCUUUGGCACUAUCUUUCCGAGCGGUCCAGCCGAUCCCAGGCCUCCGAUCCAGGGCGGAGGGAGGGAAGGAGGUCGCUGGGACUCGGGAUGGAGACCGGAGAUGUUGGGCCGGGGCUGUGCUGCGCCUCCUUCAACCAGGACUCCACGUCUUUGGCUGUGGGCACCAAAACUGGAUACAGGCUAUUCUCUGUGACCUCGGUGGACAAACUGGACUGCAUUCAUGAGAGCAUAGAAACUCCAGACGUGUAUAUCGUGGAAAGGCUUUUCUCCAGCAGCCUGGUUGUGGUGGUGAGUCAGUCCGUGCCACGUCGCAUGAAUGUCUACCACUUCAAAAAGGGCACAGAGAUCUGCAACUACAGCUACUCGAACAACAUUCUUGCAGUGCGUCUAAACAGACAGAGACUGGUUGUCUGUCUGGAGGAAUCCAUUUAUAUCCACAAUAUAAAAGACAUGAAACUCCUGAAGACCCUUCUUAACACACCCUCCAACCCAUCAGGUCUCUGUGCUCUCUCCAUCAACCAUUCCAACUCUUUCCUGGCAUAUCCAGGAAGUGACACCAUCGGAGAAAUUAUUGUCUAUGAUGCCAACAAUCUGAGCACUGUGACCAUGAUUCCAGCUCAUGACAGUCCACUGGCCGCCGUCACCUUCAGCGCUUCUGGCACCAAACUGGCCAGUGCUUCUGAGAGGGGCACAGUGAUUCGUGUCUUCUCCAUUCCAGAGGGACUGCGCUUGUUUGAGUUCCGGCGCGGGAUGAAAAGGUAUGUCAACAUCAGCUCCCUUUCCUUCAGCCCGGAUGCUCAGUUCCUCUGUGCCUCAAGCAAUACAGAGACGGUGCACAUUUUCAAGCUUGAACAGCACAGCCCAAGUGGGGAGGAGGAAGCUCCCUCUUGGUCAGCAUAUGUAGGUAAGAUGUUCACAGCAGCCAGUAGCUACCUCCCAGCGCAGGUGUCAGGCAUGAUGAGUCAAGACAGAGCCUUUGCCACCGUCCGGCUCCAGAUGGCCGGUCAGAAGAAUGCCUGCGCCCUGGCAAUAAUCCAGAAGCUUCCACGUCUGCUUGUGGCCUCCUCUGAUGGGCAGCUAUUCAUCUAUAACAUUGAUCCUCAAGAUGGGGGUGAAUGCACUCUGGUGCAGAAGCACAGGUUGUUUGGCUCAGAUAAGGACUGGGAGGAGACUGAGAAAUCCCAACUCACGGAGCCAGCGCAAGCAUGCCAGUCCUAUGCUGCAACCGUGGCCAUCCCCACCUCCGGACCCGUCACAGCCACUCUCACAGGCUACUCGGAGGACGGCGGAGCUAAGAAGGGUGAGGUGAUUCCCGAGCACGAGUUUGCAGCAGGGCCUGUGUGUCUGGACGACGAAACUGAAUUUCCUCCCGUGAGCAUUCGCUAACCUCCCCACGUCUAAGCGGCGGUGGUGCAUUCCAGUAUAAAUUGGUGCCGUGACGGAUCUGGGCGAGGCAAGGGGAGACGACCGUGAGAGGGUAGAGAACAGGUGGAGGCUACAACUGUCACAGGAGGAUCCUCAGUGCAUGAGCAAGGACAAACAAAUAAAAAAAAAAAAAAACUAACUUCAGGGUGCUAAAUUAUUAAAGGAACGGUUGAAAUGCUAAUAUCUUAAAUUGAGUUGAUCAGGGAUUUGGGUCGUUGUCACUCAGACCCCUGAAGGGUGUGUUAUAAAUGAGGUGCAUGACUGAAAUAUAACCACAUAUUGUUCUAGUUAUGUAACACAUUGCAUUAAUUCAGUUGUAAUACUGUAGCAUUUUAUUCUUUUAAUUUAUAACACCAUCAUCAUAUUGAAUCAUAAGAGAAGAGGAAUUACUUUUUUAUAUAUGUGUUUUGCUGUAUUGAUACUUAAUAUGUUUACAUGUUACCAUCCUGAAUACUAAUACAGCGGGAUGUUUUGUAUGUAUGUGCCUAUGAUAUUAUUUGUAAGAGUGCAGAGUAUUUUGCUGGAUCGCUCAAGACCAAAAGAUAAAAAAAAAGAAGAAAUGAAUUAUGUAGGAAAUCUAUUAGGAAUGAAAUUAUGCAAAACA
This is a messenger RNA of Carassius gibelio (silver crucian carp), 2229 nucleotides long. RefSeq names its product WD repeat domain, phosphoinositide interacting 1 (gene wipi1). Gene Ontology annotation, cellular component: phagophore assembly site membrane; extrinsic component of membrane; cytosol. Lineage: Eukaryota; Metazoa; Chordata; Actinopteri; Cypriniformes; Cyprinidae. Gene Ontology annotation, molecular function: phosphatidylinositol-3,5-bisphosphate binding; phosphatidylinositol-3-phosphate binding; protein binding. Gene Ontology annotation, biological process: protein lipidation; autophagy of mitochondrion; nucleophagy. The record is from RefSeq and is a predicted model, not a curated record. The transcript is spliced from 13 exons. The coding region runs from base 288 to 1586 and encodes 432 amino acids.